UGUUGUUGUUGUUGUUGUUGUUGUUCAUGUUUUUGUUGUUAGCGUUGCCCAGGUGCGUCCGCGACCUCACCCCGCCUCGUGCCGCCUAAGCGCGCUCCUGUCCGAUCACGUGUCGCGCGCGAGGACUCGGCUCCGAAGAGCAAAGAACACGGAAGGCGCGAUCUGGCAGUAACUUGCUUUUUGUCCUUUAACGGUAUUUAAACAGCCCAGUAAUGGGGCUGCGCGGUUGACGUCAUCGUCCGUGCGAUAACUUGUACCGGGUACCAAGUGAAGUUGUAUUUGUGCUCGAGAAGUUAAUACUGUACUUAAUUUCGCGGUCUCCACUGCAGUAGCGCGCGCGGCGGCGGCGGCUCGCGAGCACUAUGGCAUCGGCACCGCCAGCAGAAUUUAUUCUCGGGGAUCCUCCACUGCCCUCCUACGAAGAAGCCAUGAGCCAUCCGUACCCGCAGGACUUUGGACCUCCUCCACCCAGCUACUCCAAGGCUACACAGCAGCCAUGUCCGGCGCAGGUGUACAACCCGUCAGUACCACCAGUGACCGCACCACCAGUGGUGACUGUGCAGAGAGUUUUCGUGCAACACACUUUUACGGACCAGCCAGUACAGAUGCAGUGCCCGGUGUGCAUGCAGCUGGUCGUGACCCGCCUGGAGCACAGGUCAGGUGCAGCAGCUUGGGUCAUCUGUGCAGGUCUCUUCAUUUUCGGUUGUGCCUAUGGCUGCUGUUUGAUUCCGUUCUGCAUGGAUGAUCUGAAGGAUGUGACACAUUAUUGUCCCAACUGCAACAAUGUCUUGGGGGUCUACAAACGCCUUUAAUUGUUAUAACGCAUUCUUUCAAAACUGUUUUGUAUAUUGGAUUUUAACCCUGUCAGACUCCAACACCCACUCAUUUGCAGUGACUGUGUAUGUGUGUGUUUAUGUACUUUGGGUCAAGUUUAUUUAAUGAAGGGUUAAGGGGAAAGGGAGUUUUGCACCUUGUUUGUUCAAUUAUUUUCAUAGUGAACUGGGUACAGUAUUUCUGUCGGGGAGGAAUAUGAAGAAACGUGUAGCAAUAGUACUUGAUUGUUCAAAUGUAGAAAAUGUGCAUCUUUUUGUAUUGGAUUAAGUAGACAGCACCUCUUGAUCUCAGUCUGUAGUGAGGUGUUGAGAGAGCAGCUGUGCGUAGCCUUGACUGCACCUGUCAACAAACCCAAUCCUAAAAUACUACAGGUAUGUUUGCGUAAUUACUUUUUGUGAUGAUUUUAAAUUCAGUUAUGCAAUCAAUAAAGAGGGGGGUGCGGUGGCGCAGCGGGUUUGUCCAGGUCCUGCUUGGGGUGCCUUGC
Messenger RNA from Scleropages formosus (Asian bonytongue), 1318 nucleotides. RefSeq names its product lipopolysaccharide-induced tumor necrosis factor-alpha factor homolog. Gene Ontology annotation, cellular component: cytoplasmic side of lysosomal membrane; nucleus; cytoplasmic side of late endosome membrane. The record is from RefSeq and is a predicted model, not a curated record. Gene Ontology annotation, molecular function: zinc ion binding. Lineage: Eukaryota; Metazoa; Chordata; Actinopteri; Osteoglossiformes; Osteoglossidae. The transcript has 4 exons. Bases 363 to 812 code for a protein of 149 amino acids.